Messenger RNA from Cladophialophora immunda, 1814 nucleotides. RefSeq lists its product as uncharacterized. The coding region runs from base 582 to 1301 and encodes 239 amino acids. The record is from RefSeq and is a predicted model, not a curated record. NCBI's taxonomy places the organism in Eukaryota, Fungi, Ascomycota, Eurotiomycetes, Chaetothyriales, Herpotrichiellaceae. The transcript is spliced from 3 exons.
GAAAGCAUAUUAUCGGCCCAGAUAACGGGUGUCUGUCUCGUUGAUGUCUUUCAGCAGGAGUGUUUGCUGUGCUCGGUGCACAAUUAUGCCAUGGACCGAACCUCUCAGGAGUAGCUACCAUCUCGAACAGUCACUGACUGGUUGGUAUUGAAGAGCCUGCGCAAAACUGGGAGACCCAGAAACACACCCCAUUCUCGUCGAAUGUCACCGUUUUGCUUUGACCUCUGUGGGUACUCUUUAUCGGCUUUCCGAGGGACUUACUGGCUAGGGCACUUUCCGCACGAUUUUGGCGCCUGUGCGGCUUGCCGAGGGAUUGGACUGAAACGGAAAAAAGGGGCAGUUUGAGAACAUGGCCCGACACCAUCGACACAUGCCAAUUUCCCCAAAAUGCUCCGGGACUCGGGAAAGGGUCAAACGUUGCCUGGGAGGGACUAUGAGAUGCACCUCUUUUCUCCAAUCCGCUGUGGCUUCUCUUCCCUCGUCUUGACCUCGUAUCUUCUUGAGCCUCAUCUGUUAUACGUGUUGACAAUAACCGCACACAAGUGACCAGCAACCCGCCGAAGCGUACAGCAUCGAAGAAGAUGGUCGCCAUGAAGAAAUCAGCCCUCGCACUGGCGAUGGCUGCCGCGGUCAGCGCUCAGAACUCGUCCGUUAUCAAUGUUUUCAUCCCCGAUGCGGACGAUCAAACUCUUCUGGGAUCCCUCAUUGCCUCCGAUGCCUCCAAAACCACGAUGGCGAUCUCAUGUCCAACCAACGCCGAUAUGAGCGAAUGCGGAUUCGGCCCUGACGCAGUUACCAUCACGUUCGGCCCGUCAACUUUCCGCGCGGCAGAGACCCUCGACCCAUUGUCGCUCGUGCUCGACUGCAACGUAAAAGGAACAACAGCCGCCACUUGCACAGAGACAUACAUCGGACCCGCAGACAUCCUGGAUACGGAAACGGCUACGGCCACUGACUCGUCGACGGUAACCGACACCGAUACCAAAAUGAUCACCACGACCACUACGACGGUCCUGUCGCAGUCCGAAAUCGUUUUCAUUCCAGUGACGAUCACCGCGUUCGCCGAUUCCAGCAACAACACUGGUGCUAGCACCACUGGGGCCAGCGGUAGUGCAUCCACAGCUUCGUCAACCGGGUCUGAGAGCAGUGGCGCGGCGUCUAGCAGCACGAGUACAAGUACAAGUGCAACUGGGAUCGCGACAGAUCAGGGCAGCAGUGGCGUAAGCAUUGGCGCCACUCGCUGGGAGUUGGUGUCCGCAGCGGGAGCCGGGCUGAUUGGGCUGACGCUUAUCUUGUUGUAAAACCAGGCGUGGGUGGUUGCGCAUAUCGUCCAAGCAUAGCAAGGGAGCAUGGGAGAAGCGUGGCAACAAAUUGGCAAUACAAGGGACAAGUAUGACGGCAUAUCUUUGGCUGCUUGUGGGACUCUGGAGCAAAGAGAUACACCAUAAUAAUAAGACUACACCCAACAAGACACCAAUCGUCAGCAACAGAUUCAUCGAUCGAUUGGCCUGCCUGGCUCGAUCCUCCGCGCCUCAGCUUGCAAGCGGUGACCAUGCCCGGAUCUCAUGUCCGGGGCAGAUGCGGACCGUUUUGGUGCAGCUUGUUUGGCGAGAGGAUGACGUACCCUAUUACAUGGCUGAUUGUCACCGCGUUGUUGUUUCCCUCGUCCUAUCUCCCACUGCCUGAUUCCCUCGUUCUUCGUUCUGUUUCACUGAGAGAGGUGAGAAGAACACUGAUCACGAGGCUGGGCUGGCCCAGGAAUUCUCCCAUGUCCAAUUGAGUUUUGUUUCUUUCUCCCCAGUGCCUUCCUCGUU